UUGUCGUCGGCCGAUAUCCGUGGUUCGUCUCAUACUUUCAUUGCCAGUCGAACGAUGGAUCGCAAAACGUGAAUAGUGACGUAUAGUGUUGACCGAAUAUUGGAAAUCGUAAUCAUGACGUUUAUCGUGUCUUGAUAAUUGCGUUAUUGUAUAAUAGUACACUUAUUAAGACACCUUAUAUUAUUGUAUAACAUUAUACACCCGUAUAUCAGUCUUCGACGCAGAUUGUUUUUGGAAUUCGCUUGGAAAUAAUUGAAAAUGCUCGACACGUAUACCAAAAAUGUGUAUCAAAAACUGAGUAGGAAAAAAACCUACGUGGAAGAAACUACGGGAGUCGAAAAAGACAAAUUUAAACGAGUGUUAAAUGUCGUGGAUUUGACCGCUUUGGGCACCGGUUCCACGUUAGGAUGUGGUGUUUAUGUGUUGGCUGGAACAGUAGCAAAGUCAGUUGCCGGCCCAGCCGUUGUAUUGUCCUUCAUUUUGGCUGCGACCGUUUCUUCGUUAUCAGGUGUUUGUUAUGCUGAAUUCGCUAGCCGGGUGCCCAAAGCUGGAUCUGCAUACAUAUACAGUUAUGUGGCAGUUGGGGAAUUUAUUGCGUUUGUCAUUGGCUGGAAUUUGCUAGUGGAACACACAAUCGGUACCGCUGCUGUCGCCAAAGCGAUGAGUAACUAUUUAGAUUCUUUACUUGGAGACCCUCAGAAAAGGUUUAUGAAAAAACAUUUCCCGAUACACAUGGAUUUUUUGGGCGAAUAUCCGGACAUCGCAUCGUUUUUGUUUAUUAUGUGUAUUGCCUUGGUCGUGGCCUGGGGCGUUCGUAAAUCAUCAACUUUGAACAACAUUUUUACUACAUUAAAUUUAGUGACCGUGUGUACGAUCAUUGGUAGUGGAUUAUAUUUCGCGAAUAUAUCAAAUUGGUUCAUUGAUAAAAGCGAUAUUCCGCCUGGAGUAAACGGUGGCAAUGGCGGGUUCUUGCCUUUUGGCUGGACCGGGAUGGUUGCAGGAGCCGCGAGGUGUUUCUACGGGUUUAUCGGUUUCGAUUCAAUUGCUUCGACUGGAGAAGAAACGAAAAAUCCUAAGAAGACCAUCCCGUUGGCAAUAGUCUUGACACUGCUCAACGUCACAGUCGCGUACGCGAGCGUAGCGUCGGUGUUGACGCUGAUGUGGCCGUAUUACGAUCAAGAUCCGAACGCACCAUUACCRGUUAUUUACGAAAACCUGGGAAUGCCUGUUCUCAAACACUUGGUCACCGGCGGUGCGGUAUUCGCGCUUUUCACCACAUUGAUAGGAUGCUUGUUCCCGAUACCACGAAUCCUGUACGCCAUGUCCAGCGACGGAUUGUUGUUCAGUUUCUUAGCGACGAUCAACGAGAAAACCAAAACACCGUUCAUAGCUGCGAUAAUUUGUGGUGUCUGUGCAGGCCUGUUGUCAACCAUAUUCAAUCUCGAGCAGCUCGUUGAUAUGGCAUCCAUCGGCACGCUUCAGUCGUACAUGAUCGUUUGCGUCUGCGUUCUGAUCCUCAGGUAUAAAAAUAAUAAUUUAUACAGCCGGGAUUCAGUCGGCCCUAAAUUUUAUACGAUUUCCAUGUGGUUAAAUGUAUCGAACGCAAAUGAUACGAACAGGGACACCCAAUACGUGUCGAGAGUAUUGAUAUCAAUUUUUACCGUUACUGCAUGUAUAUUUUGUAUUUGCGUGGUAAAUUGGGACUCUCAUAAAGCCACUGGCCGRUUAAUACUAAGCUUCAUAAUUUGUUUGUCAGUAAUUAUCUUAUUGGUUGUCAUGUUAAUGAUGAACAGACUUCCACAAGCAAUCGAAAGUUUAUCGUUUAAGGUGCCUUUUGUUCCCUUUGUACCAUGUUUGAGUAUAGUUCUCAACUUGUAUCUUAUGAUGGAAUUAAAUUUCAAGACGUGGAUAAGAUUCAGCGUAUGGCUAGUAAUAGGAUUAUUGAUAUACGCAUUCUAUGGAUUGAAACAUAGCAUAGAAGGUAUCAAAGAUCAGUCGAAUGAAAUCAAAGAAGGCAAAAAUGAACAAAAAAUCUCUAACUAAUUUGCUUACAUGAUAAAACGGUUAUUUAUGAGUAUUAAUAUUAUUAUUACGACUAUAUUAACAAUAUUUUCAACAGGUGRAUUUUACCGUGAUGGUAAAUUAUGAGUACCUAAAUGUUUAUCAUGUUAGUGAAUUUUUAUAUUAUUAUUUUUGUAACACUUAGUACAUUUACAUAGUAAAUAAUAAAAACCCAACAAAAAA
This is a messenger RNA of Diuraphis noxia (Russian wheat aphid), 2244 nucleotides long. Its product is annotated as cationic amino acid transporter 2-like. Gene Ontology annotation, molecular function: L-arginine transmembrane transporter activity; L-ornithine transmembrane transporter activity; L-lysine transmembrane transporter activity. Lineage: Eukaryota; Metazoa; Arthropoda; Insecta; Hemiptera; Aphididae. The record is from RefSeq and is a predicted model, not a curated record. Gene Ontology annotation, biological process: L-ornithine transmembrane transport; L-arginine import across plasma membrane. Gene Ontology annotation, cellular component: plasma membrane.